AUGGCAUUUUGUAACCCUCAAAAGUGGAAAAGAGAUGAAGCUGUAAAAUUCAAGAAAUUACCUUCCCUUUUUCACACGGUUCACCAAGUGGAACGAGGUAACAAUGGCUUAACAUCUGACGAGGAAGACGAAGCGACAACACUGAAGGCUGGAGCAGUAACACCAAUGCUAUGUGUAUCAUAUUCAUUCCUUCUUCCUCUUCAUCAUCACCGUCCUCAAUUUCAAUCUCCACCAAUGAAUCCUCCUGAGAUGAACUUAUAUUCUCUAACUCGGAAAACACUUGCCUCGUAUUCGGCCGCUUCUUCCCCUUGGAAUUUAAACACCUCAUCGCUAGCUUUGCCACUGCCACCACUUGUUCCGGUUACCGUUUGGGAUGAACUCAUAAACCAGAAUCGGAACUUCGGUCUCAAGACAGCAUCCGAGGAGCUUGACGACAUGUCUAUGGUUGAUCUGGGAGAGAAUGACGACCUCGUUGAUGAACUCCUCUACUUUGGAUUUCUUGACAGCGACCGUUCGACCAUCUACAAGCAUUCCCUUGUACACAGUGCCUUGACCACCUUGUCCAAGUAUCCUGCUUUCGCUGAAAUUCCACCAGCUAGGGCCAAGAUGCCAAAACCUGCACCUACUCCUGAAAACAACACAAAAAGACAGUCCUCACGCAAUGAUAAUGUCCAACCCUAUUCACGCAAGCGUCGCUUUCAGUACAAUCCCAGGCCAAGCGUCUUCCAUCAGAAUCGCGUUGGCACUCAUUAACAUCUGGACAACCGUUAAAGAGGUAUGGGUUGCCUGUAUAACCUCGAUUGCAUCCACAGUUUGCAUAACUGGUCCCAGAAAUGGUGAUAUUGUUGCAUAAGCAACUUGUUCUGUGUCGAAUACCUUUUGUAAAAUUAUGGUACUCUUUUCUGCUUUUGCAGCUCAACGAGUUCAAGAAGGAAAGAGCAUUCGUCUGAAUGGCCCAUCCUAUCGUAACUGUAGCAUACCCUUCAGCGAAAAAGCUCUGUGGUUUGGUUGCAUUCGAUAAAGUGUAGACUUCAUCUGUUAAGAAAGCGACUCUGCAUCCUCGGCUAGUCGAGAUUCCAUAAUCAAAGUCCUCUAUGCUGACACCGAUCACUUGGUGAGCGUCAUCAUCCGACAGAACUGCACUGCAGCAUCCGUUACCAUCACAGCUUCUUUCACCUUCCAAUUCCUUAUUUGUACAAUUUACCCAUUCGUCAGUAUAAGGCAACGCAUCGCUGGAACACCCGGUUUUGUCCAAAAAAGGGACGCUUCUUCUAAGUGACGUCUCUUUGCUUGCGGUGCAGUUCAGCUCGCACCCCACCGUUCUCGGCUCGAUGUUAGUCAAAGACGCCUUGCUGUUGCAGCCAGCCGCUACGAGGCUGUUUCCUCUCCCAAAGAAGAAAGGGCUGCCCGUCAAAUUCAAAACCGAUCCAGUCUCUUUUCCAUCUCUCGAACAUCCAACGGAGGUCAUCGGGUUUCUGACACGAAUCGACCCGAAUGACGAUGUGGCAGAAUAAGAAAUAUAUCCUUCGCCUGGCAAAGAGAUAUCCACAACUUCCAUGCCCAUCUUGAAAAGGAACGGCAAAGUAGCGUUUCUGCAUUCGAUUCUGUACCAUUCGUUGAGAUAGCAACCUUGUUGGAUUCCAAAAGGGUAUGGGAUCUUUACAUUUCCACAUGAUUCGUUUUGGCACGAGCUCGAGAGAGUGACAACUUUUGAAGCAAGGAUUAGCAUGAGUAGAAGAGAGACAAGAACAGACAAGGAGUAAUAGCACCUCAUGAUGUUUGCUUCUCUUGCUGUACUGACUUUAUUCCUUUGCUAAAACUAGCACAACCCGUGAACAAGUUUGAGUGCUGUGUCGGAAACAGUUUUAGUCCAAGGAUAAAUAGAAUCGAACCGGUGGCGAAUUUCUGAUGGCUCAAAGUCAAUAGUCAACCCCGCGUUGUUUUAACUUUUAGAUGCC
Molecule: messenger RNA, 1958 nt
Organism: Thlaspi arvense
Lineage: Eukaryota; Viridiplantae; Streptophyta; Magnoliopsida; Brassicales; Brassicaceae
Source: the annotation of a GenBank genome assembly